Brassica napus (rape) is the source of this 1014-nucleotide messenger RNA. RefSeq names its product glutathione S-transferase T3-like. Lineage: Eukaryota; Viridiplantae; Streptophyta; Magnoliopsida; Brassicales; Brassicaceae. Bases 1 to 1014 code for a protein of 337 amino acids. The transcript is spliced from 3 exons. The record is from RefSeq and is a predicted model, not a curated record.
AUGGAUUAUCUGUUUUGGAGGAAGAAUAGCAUCAUCGAGCCAGAACAAGACAUGGAUCCUUAUCCCUGGAUAUUAUGGUAUAUUUGGAAGGCUAGGAAUGACAAACUCUUCAGGGGAAUAGAUAGAGAUCCUUUGGAGCUUGUUCGACAUGCAGAGAGUGAAUGCCAAGCCUGGUUUGAUGCUAACGAUGCGGUACAACCAGUGGUACAACCAGUGGUUCAAGAUAAUAUCCCUGAGGUAUCCCAAGUCAUACGUUUGGUUGGAGCUGCAUGGGAGACAGUAAAUGAGAGCGUGGAAGACAAAGGUCUUGCAGGGAGCAGCAAGAUACAGAGGUCACACAAAGACGUCAAACCAUCUAUCUUUAAGUUCAUAGAUCCUGUCGUGGAAAAUGAGCAGAAAGCAAUUGCGUUUUGGAAACGAAUUGCUGCUUAUUUUGGUUCAAGUCCACAGCUUGCCGGUUACCAAAAGAGAGACAAAACUUGCUGUAAAUCGAGGUGGGGGAACAUUAAUGAGGGUGUGUGCAAGUUUGUUGGUUGCUAUGAUGCUGCAACCAAACAAAAAUCGAGUGGCCAGAGUGAGGAUGAUGUACUGAAGAUGGCUCAUGACAUUUUCUUCAAUGAUUAUAAGAGCAAAUUCACACUUGAGCAUGCAUGGUUGGAGUUGAGGCAUGAUCAAAAAUGGUGUGGAGGUCUGGCGAGUAAAGAGAAUGUGAGCUCUAAGAGAAGAAAGCUUGAUGAUCAAUCACCACAGUCAUCAACGUCAGUGCCAUGUAGCCUUGGAGGAGAUGAACCAACGGCUCGGCCUGCUGGUGUCAAAGCUGCGAAGGGCAAAAGUAAAGCGGCUGUGAGUAAGGGUAAGACUUCUGAAGCAGAAGGGAAGUUGUGUGUUGACUUUCAGAACAUGUGGGAGAUCAAGCAAAAGGAUUUUGUAUUGAGAGACAAGCUUAACAAGCAGAAAUUGCUCGACUCCUUAAUUACCAAGACAGAGCCAUUAACUGAACAGAGAUUGCUUUGA